AUGACUUCAACUUCCGGCCCUUUUUCAUCCCUAUCUACCCCCGCAGUACAAGCCAGAUUAAGCUUCCUCAUCCAAGAAUACGAACAAACCCACACCAAAUCAAGAGAUGCAUCCAAAAGAGCGCAAAAGGUGCUUCCUGCCGGAAGCACACGAUCUGUUCUUGUCUCUGAUCCAUUCCCUCUGGUGGUGAAAUCUGCACAGGCCGCGACGUUUACAACAGUUGAUGACGUGACCUUCGAGGAUUUCGUCUCAGACUAUUCGGCAGGAAUAUACGGACACUCGCACCCCGUGAUUCAGGAAGCAGUUCAGGAAGCAUUAUCCACGGGCUUCAGUCUAGGUGGAAUCACAGGAAAAGAAACAGAGCUGGCCGAGAUUUUGGUCAACAGAUUUCCUUCCAUGGAUAAGGUCCGAUUCUGCAAUUCUGGAACUGAAGCGAACAUGUUUGCUAUUGCGACGGCAAUGGCAUCUACGAAGAGAAAGAAGAUCCUGGUCUUUGAGAAUGGAUACCAUGGCGGAACCCUCAGCUUCUCGACAAGGAACAACCCCAUGAACCUACCGCAUGAGUUCGUGGUGGGUACAUACAAUAAUAUCGAAGAGACACGACCUCUCGUCAAAGAUCUAGCGGCUAUUCUAGUCGAACCCCUCCAAGCAGCCGGAGGUAUGCAUCUCGCGACUAAGCAAUUCCUGUCGUUCCUCCGUGAAGCAGCGAGCCAGACUGGAGCAGUCCUCGUUUUUGAUGAGGUGGUCACCUCACGGCUUGACUAUCAUGGCAUUCAGGGCCUUUGGAAUAUCAUACCAGACAUGACAACUGUAGGGAAGUACCUAGGCGGUGGUUUUCCAUUUGGCGCAUUUGGCGGCUCGGCAACUAUCAUGGACCGAUUUGAUUCAACGGAUGAAUCUAUCGCGCUUCACCAUUCUGGAACAUUCAACAAUAAUAUCUUCACAAUGUGUGCUGCUGUUGCGGCGGCAAAGUUGAUUACACCACUGGAACUUGAGCGUUUGAAUACCAUGGGGGAGUUGUUCCGGCAUGGGGUAGGUAUGAUGAUUGAUGAACAAAAGUUUACGCAGAUGGAAGUCAGUGGAUAUGGAAGUGCGAUUGGAAUUCACUUUAAGGGACCUGGCUCCGAUGUUCUGAAAGAUUUGUUCUAUUUCACACUCCUUGAUCAAGGGAUUUCUAUUGGGAGACGGGGCUUUGUUUCUCUGAACCUCAUGCAUUCUAAGGCUUCUGUUAUUCGUCUCCUGGAGGCUGUAGAAAUAUUUUUUGGUGAAUUGGCAACAAUCGUGAUUCAGUCACGAUUUGUGAAUUGA
Messenger RNA from Penicillium verhagenii, 1308 nucleotides. RefSeq names its product acetylornithine aminotransferase. Gene Ontology annotation, molecular function: transaminase activity; pyridoxal phosphate binding. The record is from RefSeq and is a predicted model, not a curated record. The coding region runs from base 1 to 1308 and encodes 435 amino acids. NCBI's taxonomy places the organism in Eukaryota, Fungi, Ascomycota, Eurotiomycetes, Eurotiales, Aspergillaceae. The transcript has 2 exons.